CUUUUCACCAUUCCUCAUUCAACGCUAAAAGGUUCAUUCUCUCAGUCUUACGACGAUACACGGCAGCGUUGGAUAUUGUCCAACCCUGUUCGAAAAGCGCAGCAAAUAGAAAUUGCGCCAAAUUUUACGUUGCCGUUUGACAAAAUCACGACAACCAGCACCAUUGAGGGAGUUAAUAGUACCGGUGAUCCAGGCAUCGGCAGCAGCAAUUUGAAAUUAGCAAUAACGGCUAAUCCAAACGAUACUGAGCGCUUCCACGACAGUUACCAUAACCGCGGAGGGGGCCAAUCCCCGCCGACACCGACUGUCGGUAAAACCCUGCUCAAUACUAGCGCCAAUCUUUUGCCCAUCACCACAGCGUCGGAUACAUUCAAUAACCUCAAGAAUCUCUUGAAGUUCGACAAGAGCUCGCCAACGCUCGAAUCGAAUCGUUCGAAAGGCGGUGGUAACGGUAAUUACAGCAAUAGCAAGGGUUCCCCGAACUCUGGCGAAGGCCGUACGAAUUUGAACGGUGGCAGAUCUGGAACUGCAGGCGGUGUUCCGGGACACUUUUCUACCGGUUAUAGCAAGAAUUCCGUCAAAAUUCGUCAACACGAUUCUGAAGUGAGCCCACGGCUUCGACGAUCUUUCCAGAGUGAUUCGUCGUCGUCGCGUUACUAUAACAAAAAUAGUGACAUCUUGGGAAGCACACAAGCUGGAGUUGGUGGUAAUAGCAACAGCAACAGCGGCAACAACAACUGCAACCCAAAUAAUCACACUGGACGCGCCGGUCUAAUUGGUAGUGAACGCGAACGACCGUUCAAUUCACAACAACAAAACGAAAGUAACGGCAACGUUAGACGUGGCGGCUACCAAUCGCAACAACCAUUAUCUCAAGGGCCUAUAGAGGGCAAUUAUGCACGCAAUUUAAAUUCCGGCUCUGGCGGCAAUUAUCGCCAGCAUCAGAACCCGCGUUAUGACAACAACGGCAAUGGAAACGGACAACAGCGUCAAUACGGUUCCUCAUCUAAUACCGGCUAUAACAAUCACUACAACAACAAUAACAGCAAUAGAUCAUUCGGACAGCGAUCAUCCGCCACUGAUGGUCAUGUAAACCACCAUCAUCAUAAUAAUAACAGCAACAACAAUAGUAACAAUUAUCGUUCAUUACAAAGAGGGGACAACACAACAGAAGAAGCAUACGGAAACAAUUAUCGCGAUUACGAGGAUACACCACGAUCCGGUGGGGGUCGUUACCACAACAGCAACAAUAGUAAUACCAACAGCUUGGAAAGAGAACGCAAUAACAAUCGUCUGCCACCUUCGGCCUUGCGCCGUAAUAACAAUAGCGAUCGAGAGAGAGGUUACGAGCGCGAACAUCGCGAUCGGGAAAAUACAACUUUUGAACAAACACAAAAUCAAAAUCGUUCUUAUAGUAAUCGUACACCACCUGUAGCUGGAGGACGUGGAACAGAAAUUAACAAUGCAUCAGUAGGCGGUAGCUCGUCAUCGGCACCCUCCUCAUCGGUUAACUCGUCGUCUUCGUCUCGCGGUAUUUCGCCAAAUAACAUUUUCAUUAAUCAGUCGUUGACCGUACCUGCAGCACCAGCUGCUGUCACUAACAGCCAACAACCUACUCCGGCUGCCACCCCACCGCCACCGGCUGCCGGACGUUGGGUACCACCAUCAUUGCGUCCGCAACAUGCACUCACGCAAACUGAAAAGAACGAUGCUGUUUUUAGAAAAGUUCGUGGCAUUCUUAAUAAAUUAACACCCGAAAAAUUCCAGGAGCUCAGCGACGAGUUACUCAAACUUGAUUUAAAUUCAAUUGUCAUUUUGAACGGCGUUAUCCUGCUGAUCUUCGACAAAGCUUUGGACGAACCUAAAUAUUCGUCUAUGUAUGCGCAGUUGUGCAAGCGUCUAUCAGAGGAAGCGCCAUCAUUCGAAAAAGAUCCGAAAAGUUUGUGUACUUUUCUUCGGCUUUUAAUAGCCGUCUGUCGAAAUAAAUUCAACGAUCGCCUUAAGCGUGAUACAGCUGAAGGGGACUCCCAAUUUAAUAAAGUUCAUCGGCCACAAGCAGCUGCCGAAAACGAUGCGGACGAAGACGAACGUCGCCACUUGGCCAAACAGCGCAUGCUGGGCAAUGUCAAGUUCAUUGGUGAGCUCAAUAAAUUGGAUAUGUUAUCGAACAAUGUGCUGCAUCAGUGCAUCAUUGAACUGCUGGACAAGAAGAAGAAACGCACGGCUACAAAGGAAGAGUUGUGUGAAGAUAUGGAGUGCUUGGCACAGUUGCUCAAAACGUGCGGUAAGAACCUGGAUUCAGAACAGGGCAAAGAGCUGAUGAAUCAGUACUUUGAGAAAUUGGAACGCCGAUCGAAAUCCACCGAUUAUCCGCCCAGGAUACGCUUUAUGCUAAAGGAUGUUAUCGAACUGCGUGAGAAUAAUUGGAUACCACGCAAAGUGGCCACCACUGAAGGUCCAGUCCCCAUAAAGCAAAUACGCAGUGAUGACGACGGACCUUUAAUACGCACACCAUUCGCAAAUCGAAAUCGCGACAUGCGUAAUAAUCGUGACGAUCGCGACAAUGACAACUGGAUGAAUCGCUUCCAUUUAAACUGUGGUUUAAAUGACGUUUUCUCAGGGCUAAGUGUAACCGGGGCUUCGCCCAUCAUACCACCAUUUACACCACCGGUUAACAACAAUCGACCGUAUAACAAUCAAAACCGUGAACGAGGCGGUCAGGGUAACAAUCAGAAUAAUUAUAAUAAUCGUUACAAUAAACAACAGGGUAGCGGUGGUCCUAAUGUGAGUGGUAACAAUCGCGACGAUCGCAACCAACACCGCGAACAAUCGAACUCUCAAUAUAACAAUAGUAAUCAAAUGAACAACAAGGAGUUGGCACCACGUUUCAAACGCAAUCUCAUGUCUACUAAUCAAGAUGGUGUCGAGAAUUUGCAAAUGCGCCCAGCACCGAAUUCAUUGUUGUUCAAAGCUACGUCGCAAAACCAAAAACUUCCACCAUUGCUACCCAUUUCAACUCCACCAACCACUGCUCCGGGAGCUAACAAUAACUCUGCAAACACGAACGGGAAUAUGCAUAAUAAUGGCCAAAAUAGAGACUCACAAUUAUCCAAUUCACAGUAUCCGUUGCUCAGCAAUCCCACGACACAUCUGAAUACACAGCAAAAUGCCCGUUUGAUUUCUUCGACGAGAUAUAAAGAAGAUCAAGAAAACAAGACGCCUGGAGUUUACCAACAAAAUAAUGGUGUCAUCAUCGAUAAAAUGAACGCAAAAACCAGUGUAUUUCAAACACAAGGAAACAAUGGCUUAUCUUUUCAACAAAUAUCUUCAAAUAGCUAUGACGUUCCGGAAGAUGCUAAUAAUGCGGAGAAUAAGAAAUCUCAUCUACCUACUCCCACGAAUAUUCAGUUGGUCACUAAACAAGGCUCUACUGAGAAAGCAGCGGGCGCCACUGGUUCCAGCAAGCAACAAAAAAAAGAGAAAGCCUUUAAUAAGGAAGAUGUGCUGAAGAAAACUGCCGUUUUUAUUAAGGAAAAGUUCUUCUAUUUUUCAGAAACUGACAAAUUGAGCCAAAAUGAUCAAAAUAGCGCUGGGGAAAAGGAGUCCGCUAUUGAAGAUAAGCAAUUCAGCGAAUUGCUUCAAGGUUUUUUGGAUUUAAAAGUUCAUGAAAAAUGUAUGAAAGAUGCGUGCAUUAAUAUUGUAUUAGAUGUUUUGGAGAAAGCGGAAGAACAGUAUUUGGAUCGCGUUUUGAAUUUUUUAGUCGCCUUGCGUAAACAAGCCAAUUUUAAGCCAAAUCUAUUGUUAGAAGUGUUUAGACAAGUAGUUAACAAAAUUAAUGAACGCGAAGCUUUGAAUCCGCGCAUUACAACGCAUGUGGCUAAUUUAUUGGGUAAAGCUACUUUAGGUGAACCCGGCUUGCUCAAAUUAAGCGAAAUAGCUAACUAUGCGGAUAACGGUCAACAUUAUCCAUUGUUCUUGCUGGUACUGCAGCAGUUGCACAAGACCAUUGGUAAGGAACAACUGGAAGAAAAAUUCCGCUCCAGUAAAGUUGAUCUUAUGAGUUGUUUGCCAGAAGUCGAUCGCAAUAAAACACGCUUGUCUGAGAUAUUAGACGAUCGCUCUCUCACCUUCUUGUACCCUUUACUGAAAGUGCAAGCCGAAAUGAGUAAACAACUAACUAAUGAUCCGACUCCGACUAUAUUUUUCAAAUGGAUCAAGGCGAACGUAGAUGCCAAACAUUACAAGGAAGAGGGUUUCAUCAGUGCCCUAAUGACGGUGAUUGUCAAACAUGUCACUUCAAUGACCAGCUUCCCAGAUGGUACUGAUGUCAAAAACUAUCCCGAUAAAAUCACAAUAGAGAAGGAAGAAAGUCUGCUACACAAAUACUGCCAGAUCUUGAAAUCAUUUUUGGGUCAUAGCAUUGAACUACAAUUGAUAGCCAUUUACGCGCUGCAAGUGUUCUGUUACAACGAAAAUUUCCCCAAAGGUAUGCUUUGCCGUUGGUUUAAAUAUUUGUACGAGGCCGAAGUUAUGGACGAGGAGACUUUCAUAAUGUGGAAAGAAGAAAUUUCCGACAAAUAUCCUGGAAAAGGCGCAGCAUUGUUUCAAGUAAAUAAUUGGUUAACUUGGCUGCAAGAAGCCGAAUCAGAAGACGAUGAAGAUUAAACUUUAAAAUAGCACGAGCUUCUUGUACCGGCAAAUAAUAUAAUUAGCCCGAAGAAAUGAUUUACGGAUAAAAAAAAAAAAUUUUGGAAAAAAAAAUACUUUAAAAUUCUUACUUCUCUCGCUCCGUUUGGAAUUUAAUAAAUUUGCCUUUUUAGCUCUUGUUUACAUAGACGCACACUUAGAUAUUUUCAGUAAUUUUCCAAAAAUUUAUUUUUAAUAUUUUUAAAAAAAAAAAAACUUCCAAAAAGUUUUGAUGGAAAGAGAAGAAAAAUAAGAUGAACACUACUACUACUACUAUUUUGACAAAUGGCCAAAUCCCACUUUCCGCUUAAAUAAUUAUUGCAAUAUUAAAUUAUUACAAACACACAUUCUAAAGUUCUAAAUAUAAAAUUUCAUUAAAAUUAAAUUAAAAAAGAAAACUGACAAAAUUAUAUAAAAACGAACCUGCUCCACUCUUUAUUACGCUAAUUGACUUGAGAAAAAAUUCCGAAUUAUAUAAUUAACAAUAGAUUUACACGACAUUUUAAAAUUUCAAUAAAUAACGAGAAAAUGGUUCAAAAAAUUCUUAAUUCAAAUUGUAGAACCGUAAUUUCAUCCAACAUAAUGUAAUUUAAUUGAAUAUUAAAACAAAAUUAUA
Glossina fuscipes is the source of this 5302-nucleotide messenger RNA. RefSeq names its product eukaryotic translation initiation factor 4 gamma 2 (gene NAT1). Gene Ontology annotation, molecular function: protein binding; translation initiation factor activity; mRNA binding. The record is from RefSeq and is a predicted model, not a curated record. The annotation marks the transcript as partial. The transcript has 3 exons. Lineage: Eukaryota; Metazoa; Arthropoda; Insecta; Diptera; Glossinidae. Gene Ontology annotation, cellular component: eukaryotic translation initiation factor 4F complex.